This is a messenger RNA of Chenopodium quinoa (quinoa), 1240 nucleotides long. Its product is annotated as phosphoglycerate mutase-like protein 4. The transcript is spliced from 7 exons. Gene Ontology annotation, cellular component: cytosol; cytoplasm. The record is from RefSeq and is a predicted model, not a curated record. Gene Ontology annotation, molecular function: phosphatase activity. The coding region runs from base 247 to 954 and encodes 235 amino acids. Lineage: Eukaryota; Viridiplantae; Streptophyta; Magnoliopsida; Caryophyllales; Amaranthaceae.
GAAAAACAUCUUCAUCCACUUUCAUAGUUUUACACAAGUAGGACUAUAAUAAAUAUUUUAAGCUGAAUGCUAAAGAAGACUACGUAUAUGAAUAUAUGAUAUAUCCCUGAGUCAACGAGAAGACAGCAUGUAUGUAGUAUGUACCAAUAAUACAUACAGCAGGAAGCUUCAGCUGUUAAACAAAUCCUCCUCAUUUUAUCUGAAUCGCAUCUCAUCCAGUUGGUGUACAGUUUGUAAAAGGUGACAAUGGAUUGCUUUAAUAAAGGAAUUCUAGCUGGAGAAGCAGGGCCGGUUAAUGGAUCUUGUACAGAGAUUAUUGUUGUUCGUCAUGGUGAAACAGAAUGGAAUGCUCUUGGGAAAAUGCAGGGACAGACAGAUACUGAUCUAAAUGAGGUUGGGAGACGACAAGCUGUCAUGGUUGCUGAGAGACUAUCAAGGGAUCCAAAUAUAUCCGCUAUAUAUUCAUCUGAUUUGAAGAGGGCUCUCAAGACAGCAGAAACAAUAGCAUCUAGAUGUGGGCUUGAGGUUGUUGAGGAUAAAGACCUGCGGGAAAGACAUAUAGGGGAUCUUCAAGGACUUACAAUAAUAGAAUCACCCAAGAUUAACCCUGUAGCCUUUGAAGCAUUGAGGUCUCCUAGAAACGAUCAAGAAAUUCCGGGUGGUGGUGAAAGUCGUGAUCAGUUGAUAAGAAGAUGCACAUCUUCAAUGCAAAGAAUUGCUGAAAAACACAGAGGAGCACGAGUAGUUGUUGUAACUCAUGGGGCUGUCAUAGAUAAGCUAUACAAGCGAGCUAUACCUGGAGGAACUGCUGGAAGGUUAUGGAAUACAUCUAUAAAUAUAUUUCAGUUGUCUGAAGGAGACAAAUGGUCAAUCAAAUUAUGGAAUGAUAAGAGUCAUCUGAGAGAAACUGAAUAUCUGGAAUCGGCUUCAGGUGGAGGUGAUGCUUCAGGCUAGCUAGCUAUUGCUUGAAUUUCUGGCACUUAAUUAUUAACUCAUGAAGAGACUUGCUGUAUCAAGGAAGAUUUGCAGUAUUUUACUGUUGUUUUGUUACUUUUUUUUUUUUUUUUUUUGAGCGAAGGAUGUAAAUCAUCAAGUAAUAGUUAGGUUACAACCACUUGUUUUGUUGUUUUGUUACUUGCAAACUGUAUUAGUUGCAAUGUUAUUUGACAUGAGUGGAUUUAAUGACUCGAAUGAAAUAUUAAUAAAGAGAUCCAAAAAUGCUGGAAAUCUAUUUUCUUAA